GGCCUCACAAUAACAAUGCAUUUCAAGGAGCACACACGCGCCAAGCCAUGUUUUUGUUGCCGUGCAGCUAAUGCCAACGUUCGAGUCGUUUAACUGUUUAUCCUGCACAAUAUACAACUGUUGAUACGUUUCCGAGAUAUUAUCGUCCUUUUAAAAUUAACGUUUUUAUUUAGAGGAAGUCGAAUUUGAUAUGCAGUCGCUCAAGGCGUUGUGUUAGCUGGUUAGCAUCAGCAGGCUAACUGAAGCUCCGUCGGAAACGUUAGAAAAAAACAAUCGACCGGAAGAAACAGCGGGGGAUUUACUAACGUCAGUUACUGCCUGUUCUGAGUUUGACGAGGUUCGAGUCCGGGAGACGUUGAUGGGACGCGACGUUUUGGAAGCGACACCACCUACUAUUUCCCCUUCACACCGACCGGGAAACUAGCCCAGAGAGGUUGAGACAGUCAGAGGCAGCACAAGUGCCUCCGCUGAACCCUUUCCUUUUCCCAGAGUGUGACUGGUCUGCUGGACGUCACCAAUGCGACCAUGGGAAAUAGCAGUAAAUAGGCUGCCAACAACAGCCCCGCUCAACCCCCGCAGGUUCCUCGGCGAGCCGUGUAACGCCCCGGUGCAUCUCAGGAGAAGUCCACCAGUGAGGCGUCAGUGGGGGAGACAGCACACGUCCCUGGUCCAGGAUGACUCGUUCCGUCACCUGCUCUUCCCCCAGCAUCACCAACAGGUCCCUUUAGAUGACUCCAGACCGUACGCACACACCAGCGCACCCCCACGCAUGCUCCACCCUGCUGCCCACCCUGCUGCCCACCCUGCUGCCCACCUGCCCCAGCAGAGUCCCAUCAUGGUGGACCUACACGAGCAGAUGCACCAGGGAUCGGUUCCGAUAUCGUACACCGUGACGACGGUGACCACCCACGGAUUCCCCAUCCACUCCGGGCAGCCCCUCCCAGGCUGCAGCGCUCAGCAGCUCCCAGCAUGCUCGGUAAUGUUCAGCGGACAGCUCUCUCUGCUCUGCUGCCUUCCUCCUCCUGUGAGUUUGAAAAGGAAGAACGUCAGUUGCAUCAUUGUAACACAUCUGCACCUCAUAGGAAGUGACCAGUCAGUGGUCAUGCCCCCGCCCCCCUCNCCCCCCCACCAGCCUCCACACCUGGGUCCUCUGAGCCAGUUUGUCCCUUUACAGCCGCAGCACCCGCGCAUGCCUCUACAGAGGGUGGAGAAUGAAGUGGACCUCAGGGGGGAGCAGCACCCACUAGGGGGCGUGGCCUACCCCCCCUCUCACCACCCACCAGCGCCGCCUCCUUCUCUGCCCAUGCAGUAUCUUCACCAGGAGCAUCUCCAUCAGGAGCUUCCCUUUGGAGUGCCAUUUUCUCACAUGCUGCCCCGGAGAGUGAUUGGUCAGAGAUACAGGCUGCAGCAGCCCCUGCCCCCACCUCCGCCCCCCCCUUCUUACCCCAGCUUCCUCCCCUACUUCCUGUCAAUGCUUCCUCUGCCUCCCACAGCAGUGGGUCCAGCCAUCAGUCUGGACCUUGACGUGGACGAUGUGGAGCUGGAGAACUACGAGGCUUUACUGAAUCUGGCCGAGCGUCUGGGGGAGGCCAAGCCGCGAGGACUGACGAAAGCCGACAUUGAACAACUUCCUUCUUACAGAUUCAACCCAGAGAAUCAUUUAACUGAACAGACGCUUUGCGUCGUGUGCUUUAGUGACUUUGAGUGUCGGCAGCUACUUCGUGUCUUACCCUGUAACCACGAGUUCCACGCCAAGUGUGUGGACAAAUGGUUGAAGACCAAUCGCACUUGUCCGAUCUGCCGAGCCGACGCGUCGGACGUGCACCGUGAAGCGGAGUGACGUCCGUCUCUGAACUGAGCGCUGAGCUGGAACGCUGCACACUCCAGAACCUGCCCCACAGCUUGGGACACCUGCCACCUUAUCUGCAUCCUCUAGUAGAUUAUCGCUUCCGGAUUUCCCCCCCACCCCAGAAGAAAAGCAGGAAUCCUGGGAUGUUUUUGGAGCCUGUCGUUCCUCGGCUCGGCUCAGCUCCGCUCCACUGCCUGUCAGACGGCGUUCUGGGAUCGCAGCACCGUCUCUGUCCGUCAGAUUCCAAAGAGUUUUGUCCGUGCAGCACAUCAUUCCCUGCUGUGUUUACAGGGUUUCAUUUUCCUUAGCGAUGGACGUCCUGGUGUUUGAGGACCGCGGCACCGAGGAUCGUAGCAGAAAACGAGUCGAACUGCGGCAGGAGUCGACGCACCGUUGAUGGAGGUCGUGGGCAGAUUGACUUGUUGACCUGUGUUCUGCAAUAAUAUAUCUAU
This is a messenger RNA of Cynoglossus semilaevis (tongue sole), 2301 nucleotides long. RefSeq names its product ring finger protein 44 (gene rnf44). Gene Ontology annotation, biological process: protein ubiquitination. Lineage: Eukaryota; Metazoa; Chordata; Actinopteri; Pleuronectiformes; Cynoglossidae. The record is from RefSeq and is a predicted model, not a curated record. The coding region runs from base 518 to 1840 and encodes 440 amino acids. The transcript has 13 exons. Gene Ontology annotation, molecular function: ubiquitin protein ligase activity.